Molecule: messenger RNA, 2099 nt
Organism: Bursaphelenchus okinawaensis
Lineage: Eukaryota; Metazoa; Nematoda; Chromadorea; Rhabditida; Aphelenchoididae
Source: the annotation of a GenBank genome assembly
AUGAUUUUGGCGUUCGACAUGGACUUUGUUCUCGAUAUCAACGAUGAUUUUAUGGAGCUUAAGGAUCCCAACGUGAUUCCUGGGGUUGUGCAGUACGAAAAGGGGGUUCAUGUCUAUCAUAAGCAAGAUAAAAGUAAGUUUUUGAUAUUUCUGAGUUCUUGGUUUAGGAAUGGAGUUUUAUAAGUGUUUUUGACAGCCGUUUUUUAAAUGUUUUAGGUGAAAAGAGGAAUUAUGGACAAAUCAAGAAUGAUCGCUAUAUCGUUAGAGCUGACUUGAAGGAUCAUGAACAAUCUUUCAAGCGGAAAGGUAAUUUUUUGGCGUUGAAAUUAAAAAUCAUUGUUGUAAAAUCUUAAGAAGAUUGUUUUUGUGCUAUUUCUGUUUAGUUUGAGGUAGUUAAGGAUUUUAAUGACUAUAAAAUUAUCUUUUGUUAGGUUAUACUUACUAUAAUAUAUUUUCAGGUUUGGAAAUCAUUUCCAAAGGCCAAUUGUGUGUUCUGGUGUUGUGUGGAGGACAAGCUACUCGUUUGGGAGCUGACAGACCUAAGGGAACUUUUGAUCUUGGUUUAGAGGGACCAAACCAGACCUUGCUUCAACUUCAAGCUCUUCAAAUUGUUCGUCUAAAGGCUCUAGCCAAAAAGCUCUAUCCUUCGUCAACUCCACGGAUUAUGUGGUACGUUAUGGUGAGCAAAAGUACCAGGAGUCUUAUUGUACAACAUUUGGGCGAGAUUCGCAAGAAGCUGGAUAUGGAUUGGGACGAUAUUGUUGUGUUUGAGCAGAAGGAGAUCCCAGCUUUAAGUUUUGAUGGCCUUCCGUUCAAACAAGAAGACGGCAAUAUUUUUUUGGCACCGAGUACGUGUUCUUUGUUUUUUCAGUAUUUAUGUUUAAAUUGGAAGGCAGAAACUGGUUAUUUCUGCACGAAUUCGAUCAGUAGACUUAAUUUAUAUUGUUUUAGAUGGAAACGGAGGAAUUUACGACUCUUUGAAGGAACAUAUAAUCGAUAUGCAUUUCGCAGGUGUAAAAUAUGUUCACGCUUAUUGUGUAGAUAAUAUUUUAUGCCGUGUAGGUGAUCCUGUAUUCUUGGGGGCUGUUGCGACGCAACUUGCUGACUGUGCAGCUAAGGUAUGUUAACAUUGAGUUUUUGUUUAAAAAGUAAAUUAAACAGAUUUUUAACUGUUUAUAAUGUGUUCAAAGAUAUUUUUAAACGCUUUAUUAAGAGUCUUGGGCUAAAAACAAAGUUAUAUUAAUAAAUAUUGUUUUAGGUGGUGGAAAAGAAGGAGCCAUCAGAGAAAGUGGGUGUUAUCUGCACGGAAAAAGGACGUCAUACCGUGGUUGAAUAUUCAGAACUUCCUCAAGAGCUGGCCACACAAAGAACUGAAGAUGGAAAGCUUAAAUUCAGAGCCGGAUCCAUUGCCAAUCAUAUAUUCACCUUGGAUUUUUUGAAGAAAGUAUGUGAAGUGCCAUUGCCAUACCAUAUUGCGAGAAAGAAGGUGCCAUAUUACGAUGAAGAGAAGAAGCAACAAGUUACACCUACUGAACCGAAUGGAGUAAAGCUUGAACGAUUCAUUUUUGAUGUUUUUCAGGCAUCUGAGUAGGGUUUGAAGAGCUUUUUAGGUGGUUUAGGGGGCUUUUUUUCUUGGAUUUUUGGGUUUUUGGAUGUUUUAAAGGCUUUUUCAUUCGUUUUAAGGGGCUAUUUCUUUAAAUUUGGGGUAUUUUUGAUGCCGAUAUAAUCUUUUUUGGUAUUACUAAUCAGACUUUGAUAAGACUUUUGUAAAAUUUUAGGUGUAUCUCGAAAAACGGCAUAGAUUUUUGCUAAAACUAUCAAUUCUUAUCAUUUUUAGAAGUUUUAUGGUAUACCAAGUCGAAAGAUCAGAUGAAUUCUCCCCUCUCAAGAACGCCGAUUCAGUAGGAGUCGACUGUCCAUCAACCUGUCGUGAAGAUCUCAAAACCCUGUACCGGAAGUGGCUUCAGAAGGCUGGAAUUGAUGAAGCCGAAUACACGGGAUUUGAAUAUCUGACACCUUACUUGACCUACGAAGGAGAAGAUCUCACUUUGGAGAGAUUUCAACAAGCAAAACAGGAGAUUAAGGCCAGUUCUGAAUAA